CCACUUUACCAGACUGUGACACAGUUACAAUAAACACGUGUUGAAUUUGUUGUAUUAAAUUUCACUGCAUCAACAUUGUUUCCAGGCCACGAUUUCGAACUUUAGAAAACUUGAAGCAAUACGAUUAUUUUUGAAUAGUUAAACUUCCUAAUAAUCAAGUUAUUGAACGACUUGGAUCAUGUUCCACAUUAUAUUUGAGAUGCGACCUUCACAAACGACAACUGUCCGAUAAAUUCAUACAAGUCAAGUCUUUUUUAACGAAAAGGCAUUAUCGUGGGUUAAGUCUUCAGUACUGGAAAGGCUUCAGCUGUUUCAUCAAUGUCGUUGUCGUCUGCUGCUGUGCCUUCAUCCAGGAAUAUAUCAGAUGAUGAAAAGAGAUGGAUUGUUAUUGGUCUUAUUUUGAACAAGACUUUGACCACAGCAUUAAGACAAAUCGUUCGUGAUCAAAUGGUCAAUUGGCACCAAACUUUAAUCCACCCACCAACAAACAUUGAUAAACAAACUUUUUCUAAACAUAUGAAAACACUUCCACCAUCCACUUUGAAUCUUAACUAUGGCAGUAUCAACAACAAUUCAACUCACAAACUCUCUAAAUCCGCUUUUGAUUAUUCUGUUAAAGACCCAUUAUCGUUGGCCAAGCUGUUUGUUAAGCCUUUCAUGGCAGGUUUUAAUGCAUUCGACCAUACUAUGGAUACAUCUGCAGUUCUUUCAGUUAUGUGUGAGGCAGAACCAUUCAUCAAAUCUGGCGCAAAUGCUUUAGCUAAUAAAGUGAGAGAAGAUAUUAGAAACAAAUGGGCACAUUGUAAUUUUUGUCAUUGGACUGAAGCAACAUUUCAAACUGCUGUAGCAGACAUUAAGGCAUUGGUAUCGAAAGCUGGAUUUUCCCCUUUGGAAGAAAAGCAUGUUUUAUAUGAUGUUGAUGGUUGGGAAAAAAUCGAAAACGACCUGUGUUCUGAUCAGCCAGUUGACCAAAACGUACUCAGACAUCUGCAGGAGGAAAUUAUUUGCCUAAAAGAUUCUUUUUCGGACCAAAUGUUGAAAUCUGUGUCCAAGGAAGAAGAACGUAUUAUUGAAGAGCUGGAUACCUUAACUGCAGCCUUUUCCGACAUAAUGAAUGCGCUUCGUGCAAAUCCAGGGGAUCUAUUGCAAAAAUAUAUUUCAAGCAGACAGGAGAUUCGAGCUUUAAGUAUAGAAUUAAUACAUCAACAAGAUUUAGAAAAUCUUUAUGUAUUUCACGCUCCUGAUCAACUACCUUGGUUUAUUGGUCGAAUGAAACAGAUUGAAGCACUAGAAACUAUUCUGACAGAUGAAAAUCAAACGAAUGGAUCAUGUUCAAGAAAAGCAGCACUGUGUGGUCUAGGAGGAACUGGAAAGACGAGUCUUGCAAUAGAACAUGCACAUCGUAUGAAAGAUUUUUAUAAAGGUGGCGUUUUUUGGCUUUCUGGUGCGAAUGAAAAAAAUUUUGAAAUGUCAGUGAACGAUUUGGCUUUAAAAAUUUUGCCAUUUGCUUCUGGUUCGUUUGAUCGUACAUUGUCUCAAACUUUGGAAAAAAUAUCUCGUAUCAAGAAAUCUUGGCUGCUUGUCAUCGAUAAUAUGGAUGAGUUGAAACUUUCAUCACAUCUUCGGAAGUUACUUUCUGGUCCAUGGCAAAAAAAUUGUAACCAUGGUUCUAUUCUUAUUACCACCAGACGAAAGCCAAGUAACGUUGCACAAGAAGUCAUGGAUAUAGCUGAAAAUUUGUGCAUUCAAAUCCUUUGUUUUGAUCUGGACGAUGGUAUAGAUUUCCUGUUUUCUAGGACUGGUAUUUUACGUAAUGACGCCAGCGAAAUGUCAGCGGCACGGAAACUUGUUGAAGAACUUGGUGGACUACCGCUGGCCCUUGAACAAGCAGCUGCAUAUAUUUGUUAUCUAAAAUGUCCGUUGUCCUCUUAUCUUGAAACUUUCUUGAAAAAAAGGCUUUCUCUUAUUAAUCAACAGCAAGUCAAUCCAACAUCUACUUAUUAUUCCGACGAGAGAUUGACUGUUCAAACAACCUGGCAACUUAACAUUGAUCACAUAGCUCAACAUUCCGAAGGAAAGAAUGCAAUUCGAUUUUUGAACGCUUGUAUUUAUUUUAAUCCCCAUGAAAUCCAAGAAGGAUUAAUAAAUGCUGGAACACCAUUAAUUGAUGACAAAGAUUUCCGUGAGUUUGUAGGAACAUCUUUGGGAAAAUGUCAAAUUUGUAAAUUGCUGACUGAUUUUUCACUUUUCCAACAGUCCAGUCAUCAAUGUUUAAAAGUUCAUCGCCUGGUGCAAGAGGUCAUUAAAGAUGGUUUUAGUUUCAGUGAACGAGAAGAGAGUUUUGUUGAUGCUGUCCGUUUGUUAAAUCAUAGCUUUCUGGAAUCAUAUUCUCCACAUCAACUACUAUCGUCUGCAAAUGAAGGAAAUCGGAGUUCUAAUGACUUUACCAAUCAAUCUUUGUUCUACAGUUGGCGAACACUGUGUACACAUGCCGCCGAGAUUGAGAAAAAUGUGAAAGAAUUAUUUUUACCUCAAGACAGUAGUGUUAAAAAGAAUGUGUUUUUCAGUGAAACUGCUAACAUAAUCUACCAGUACGCCCUUUACUUAAGUGCAUUUUGCAGGCAUAACGAGGCAUUACAAGCAAAAUAUUUCGCAAUGAAGAUUUUAGAUUGGGCUAUAAGUAGUGAUGCUGAGAUAAAAGCGGCACUAAAUUUGUUUUCAAUCUACGUUUUCCCAUUGCCUGAAUAUAUACGAAGACACGUUCAGUACUGCUCUCAAGCACCGUAUGCAGCCUGCAAAAAUGAAGAGAAUCCAUUGAUUGAGAAUGAAGAAGAAGCCAAGAAGUUUGAAAAAUUACGCUUAGAAGGAAAUAAAUUAUUUCAAGAAAACCGUCUUGAAGAAGCUGUAAAAUUGUAUUCGAGUGUAAUAAGUAGAAACGGAAAAGAUGAUGGCUUUGAUCCAAGAUUUUUUUCCAAUCGAGCAUCAGCAUAUCUUCGACUUGGUCAGUUUAAAAAAGCUUUGCAAGAUGCCGAACAUUAUAUAUCGAAGCUUCCGAAUUGUUGGAAAGGUUACGCCAGAAAAGCGCUGGCGUUGAAAGGUUUAGAAGACCGUCUUGGCGCUGAAAUGGCUGCGUGUCAAGCAUAUUAUUUACUUCCCAAUAUUUUCGAAAAAUAUGAACCUUUUAAGGAGUUUUCAUAUUUGCAACAGCAUGUCACCCAUUGUGACUCAACUGAACAAUUUUUGCUGGCUGUCAAUGGUCAUCGCGAUCUAUCCAACACUCAAGUUCUAUUUCUACAACCAGGAACGUACCAUAUAAAUAAAGAAUCUAUUAAUCUUUACAACAUCAUCGUUAUAGGUUGUCCUGAAGAUAUGAAAAACGGCAAAAUCACCAUGAAACUAAAAGGAUCCAUAUUUAUUCGCGUUUUUGAGAGAUGUGCUGUUGCUAAUAUGGAAUUUUUGUUUGAACAAGGGAAUUUUAUUAGUAAGUUUUCAUUCGAGGCCUUCAUUUCUAAUUGUUCUUUUACUUCUUCCAACAAGGCAAUUCCAUCUUUCCAAAGCGAAGGAUUCGUGAAAAUAGAAAACAGUUGUUUUAGUAAUUGUGGUGCAGGAGGCUUGCUUUGUUUAGGCACUUCAAGCCUGCGCAAUUGUUUAUUUUUUGGAAAUGGAAAGUCUGGUCUCGAAGUUCGUGAAGGAGGCGUUUUAACUGCUGAAAAUAUUUAUUCGUACAAUAACGUAGGUGGCUUGCUUGUUGGUCCUAGAGCGAAAAAGUGCCACAUUGCAAACAGCAAGCUAUAUUGUAACAAAACUGACGGUAUUUUCGUUCGUGACAGCAAUGACAGCCAUGGCGAUAUACAAUUAAACAACAAUUCAAUUUUUCAUAAUGACCACUUUGGAGUAUCAGUUCGAGACUCCACAGUACUACUGAAGAAGAAUUUUGUCUAUGAAAACAAUUAUUGGGGAAUAUGGUUACAAUGUAAUUCUUGUGGUAAAAUUUCCCACAACAAAGUUUCAGGAAAUCGAGUUGGAGGAAUUCGUGUUGGAAAAAGACCUGUUUUAUGGACACCGUCUGUUGUGGAAAAUAAUGAAAUUUGUGAUAAUAGUGGCCCUGGUAUUGUGGAAAAUAUCAAUGAUGUUGAUGUUAAUCAUUUUAUGUUCAGACAAAUCUAUCCAGUUGCCACGGCAAAUCCUUUCAAUUGUCAUACUCCAAUCCUGCAAAACCUGCCAACUGCUGAAAUACGUGAGAACAAACUGCACGGUAACAUUGAAAUGAAUGAUACAAAUUCAGGUCUAUGCAAUGUUUUGUGUAAGCAUCAAUUCUGCUCGUAUUGCAAAAAAGCUGGUGAACUAAAGAAGUGUAAGCGGUGUUACGCUGUUGAAUACUGUGACAGAAAAUGUCAAAAAAAUCAGUGGAAAACACAUAAAAAUAUCUGUCAUCAAUUACUUGAACGAACGAGUCUUCUUCUUACGUCAACGGAAAGUAUUAUUGGUAACCAAAGAGAGAUCAUUAAUUGUCACUUUCAUGGACUUGAAGAAGUUGGUCCAAAUUUCAGUAAACCUCCUCCAAAAAAUGGUGAACGUUUUAUCGUUAAAGUGCAAGACAACGUUAAUAUGUUCUCUGGCGAUAUUUUAUCUCUACUAAUCUACGAUCGGAGUCUCACUAUUUAUGAAGAAUUUGAAUCCAGUCAUGUUCAAAAUCUUAUUAGAGAUUUGGGUGCCACUUGUCAACAACAGUAUGUACAAAAAAAAUUGUUUAUGUGGGCGGCUUACACCAAAGAAAACGUUAUCCGUAUUUUUCUCAAUGAUUUUCCUCCUUAUCAACUGUGGUAAACUAACACUCCAGUUUUCAUUUGUAUAGAUUAGAAUUAAAAUAAUGGAAGCUUGCAUGCUCAAGAAAUUGAGCUGUCAUUAAUUAACGUUUUUUACAUUUACAAGCUUUAUAAGCAAGUUUUGAUUUGAAUUCUCUUUACGUGGAAUACAAAAGCUGUGGAAAUGUUUGGUUCAUGUUGAGAUGAAGUUACGACUUAUGUAUAUAUACAAUGAAUAAUGUCUUCAGAUAUAAUAAUCACUUAAUCAUAUUCAGAUAUAUAACCAAUACAUCGUUUUUUAAACAAUCUUUUAAA
Molecule: messenger RNA, 5120 nt
Organism: Xenia sp. Carnegie-2017
Lineage: Eukaryota; Metazoa; Cnidaria; Anthozoa; Malacalcyonacea; Xeniidae
Exons: 4
Coding region: 319-4827 (1502 amino acids)
Molecular function (GO): Hsp90 protein binding; ADP binding
Source: RefSeq, a predicted model, not a curated record